Molecule: messenger RNA, 2008 nt
Organism: Uranotaenia lowii
Lineage: Eukaryota; Metazoa; Arthropoda; Insecta; Diptera; Culicidae
Exons: 3
Coding region: 1-951 (316 amino acids)
Source: RefSeq, a predicted model, not a curated record
AUGAACAACCCAGACAGCAAGUAUGAAACUGCCCUGAAAAUUCACGCCCGUCAGAAGUUGCGGGCCGAAGUUCGACAACAGCUUCGUAACUUUAGUCAAAACGAAAGCACUACACCGGCGAAAGCUGCAGCGGAUGGGGUGCUAGAACCGGACGAAUGUGAGAAAUUCUAUCAUUAUCGACAGCAUUGUCUCAAAAAUGACAAAAUUCUUAAAUCUCAACGCAAAGACUCUUCGAAGCUAGUGAAGGUGAAACGUCCGGUAGACGAGAUUGAUCCUAAUCCCGAGCCACUACAGCAGGAAGAAACCGCUCAAGUAGUCAGGCAAGAAGAUCCCGGGGGUUCAUCUAUACUGAGAAUUAUCCUUCUUCAAUGUCGAGAACCCGGUAGAACAAGUUCGACUGGUUCGGGUGAAUUGGAACCGGAUCCAACAAAAUUUGAAGAUACAACCAAAAACCAGCUUCCGAUCGAAACGCUCGAAGCAGAACUCGAAGUUGUGCCACCACAAUCGUCACUGCUUCAGCAGAUGUUGCUCCAUCAAGGGCCAAACAAUCAUCCCAACUCAUCGCCAUCUCUUCUCAAGAGGAUGCUCCUGGAGGGCGGUGCUAGUGAUCGACAAUCGCCAUUGGAAGGUUCCAGCACCAUGAACCGUCGUAGAUCGGAAGAUCAGAUUCCGAUUCCUUCGCUAGAUGAACAUCCUGAUGGUGAAUUGAUUUUCACAAGUACCUGUAACCGGCGCUGUUUGCCGAUAGCGGAGGCCAAAUCACGGGAGUUACUUCCUGCCGGAUGUGUCUUCAAUUUUAUCGCGGAGGCGAGAUGCACAGAUGCUCGAAAGCCGAUGUUUCUAGCUCCGGAAUAUGUUUCCUCCUACGUUUGUAUGGAGUGUACGGCCAAAACCGAGGCGAGGUCUAAUUCGAUUCAACUUCGGAACCACUUGAACGACAACAGAUUAUAAUAUUGAUUCCAGUGCUGGUCAAGCUGUUCCGUGAAUCACAACAGGACACUCUGAAAUUCGAUGUCAACUUAGUUCCGAUGUUGUGCCCUCCUCAGCCGUGGAGCACACCAGAGAAUGGUGGGUACAUACUGGCCAAAUCAAAAUUAAUUCGUUUGUCACAGCAAGCACACCAGCAAACUGAAAGGAUAGCCAAUGUUAAAAAACAAGACAUGUACCCAAAUUUAGAUUCAUUGAACUAAUUAGGCAGUAUUCCGUGGAGAAUAAAUGAAGGAAUGUUCCUGAGCCACUAAGUUCUCUACCACGGAUAGAAGAGUUGAAACCACGGAACGAAAUGUCUAAUUAUGACAAAUUCGAUAUGUUGAGCAAGAAAAUCUCCCACAAACGAAAGCAGGGUGAUAUGUACAGUUUGUGGUGCGAUGCUAUUUAUAGACUUUCGCCAGCCAAUCAUUUCCGCAAACGGGUAUUCUGGCUUCCACAAAAUAUAGAUUUUCGAGGACGCGUUUACCCUAUUCCACCACAUCUAAAUCAUCUAGGACAUGAUCUGGCCCGAUGUCUAAUGGUUUUUUAUGAAAAGAAACCGUUAGGCCCAGACGGAUUUGACUGGCUGAAGUUACAUUGCAUCAAUUUGACGGGCCUGAAGAGAUUCUGUCGCUGAUCGCCUUAAAUACGCAAAUGAAAUUAUGGAUGAUAUUUUGGACUCAGCAGAUCUACCACUGUCGGGAAAAAUGUGGUGGAGCAAAUCUGAUGAACCAUGGCAAACACUUGCCUGUUGCAUGGAAAUUGCCAAAGUUCACCGAUGUCCUGAUCUUUCUAAAUUCCUGAGUGGUUUUCCCAUUCAUCAAGAUGGUCAUGUAAUGGACUUCAGCAUUAUGCAGCUCUUGGUCGUGACAAACUUGGCGCUAUUAGCGUGAAUCUCGCUCCCGCUAAAAAGCCACAAGACGUUUAUAGCGCUGUUGCUGCACUGGUUGAAGAAAGUAGAGCCAAAGAUGCCGAAAACAAUAUAAAAGUAGCGAAAAUUUUGGAAGGAUUUAUUCAACGCAAAGUUAUCAAACAAACU